AUGAACAAAUGUUCGAUAGAUUGAGAGGCGCGUGAAUCCCACGCGCAACCCUUUAAAUAACAAAGACGAUUUUCUGAAGCAUCGGAUUCGGGGCGGAAGAGAAAGAAGAAGAAAUCUUGAUUUCUUUUAAACCCCCAUUGUCGACGAAACAGCUAUCUAUCCUUCUCGUUUUCCUCCAAACAAAUUCACGCGGGAAAUCGAAGUCCAAGAGGUAUGAGUUUUCCAGUUUAGGGUUUUCUAUAUCUGGGCGCUACGGAAGUUGCGAUGAGAUCUGACUUGUGAAACGUUUGAUCAUGGUAUAUUAGUUUUGCAAUAAAGAUAUGGAAUCAGAGAGCGUCAAGUUUGGAGGUCCAAGAGAAUUGGGUGGUGCACGAGAUCUUAUAACUCAAUACAAGUUGCUGCCACACCAUGAAUUCUUUUGCAAGAGAUCACUUCCGGAGUCACUUUCAGAUGCUCAUUACCUUCACAAUGUGGUGGGAGACACUGAGAUUAGAAAGGGAGAUGGAAUGCAAUUAAAUCAGCUUAUUCCGAAUGCAUCACAUUAUCGAGAUACAAAUGCUCGCAUCCAACCUUUUGUUCUAGAUGAACUUAAGGAGGCUUUCGAGCUUAAUGAUACAGCUCCUGUUGAGUUGCCUCCAGCAGAGAAGGGAGCUCUUACCAUUGCGUCAAAAUCAAAAAGUGAGUCAAAAGAUAGGGACAGAAAGCAUCGAAAACACAAGGACAGGAACAAGGAGAAAGAUAGGGAACAUAAGAAGCACAAGCACAAGCAUAAAGAUAGGAGCAAAGAUAAGGAUAAAGAUAAAGAUCGCGACAAAAAGAAGGAAAAGAGUGGACACCACGAUAAGGAUUUACAUGGUGCGCUAUCACUUAACUUUCAGAAAAGGAGACACAAUGGGAAUGAAGAUCUUGAUGACGUUCAAAGGCACAAAAAGAGUAAGCAUAAGAGCUCAAAGGUUGAUGAGAUAGGCGCGGUAAAGGUCGGAGGCUGACGCAGUGGACACACUUAUUUUUAUAUUGCACACCCAAGGAGGGAGAGGUUUAGAAGCAGCAGGCCAUGCAUAGUUGUAAAGAAAAGAAACAUUGGCUUAUUGGCCUAAUUUCUAAUAAAAUUUUGAAG
Molecule: messenger RNA, 1117 nt
Organism: Eutrema salsugineum
Lineage: Eukaryota; Viridiplantae; Streptophyta; Magnoliopsida; Brassicales; Brassicaceae
Product: probable mediator of RNA polymerase II transcription subunit 19b
Exons: 6
Coding region: 321-989 (222 amino acids)
Biological process (GO): positive regulation of transcription by RNA polymerase II
Cellular component (GO): mediator complex
Molecular function (GO): transcription coregulator activity; transcription factor binding
Source: RefSeq, a predicted model, not a curated record